This is a messenger RNA of Hydatigera taeniaeformis, 660 nucleotides long. Lineage: Eukaryota; Metazoa; Platyhelminthes; Cestoda; Cyclophyllidea; Taeniidae. The record is from the annotation of a GenBank genome assembly.
AUGUUUUACGCCGGGCAUCUGUCUGCUUUAACCACCGUCUCCUUUUCUCUUCUACCGUCUCCUGCCCAUCACACACCGCCUUCGCUGUUGGAAACGAAUGGUCCAACUCUGUUAUUUAGCCCUCCAAAUAUUCACACCUUAGCUCAACAGACCGACGAUGGAUCUCAGUAUUACAUUCUCCUCAUCCUAACUGAUGGCAUCAUCUGUGACAUGCCUCAGACCAAGGCAGCCGUUGUAAAUGCAUCGAGGCUUCCAGUCAGUAUAAUCAUCGUAGGAAUCGGAGCGGCCGAUUUUUCAGCGAUGGAAGAGUUGGAUGGCGAUGAAAUUCGUCUCACUUCGAGGGGUCGACGUGCUGACCGGGACAUUGUUCAGUUCGUUCCCUUUGACGACUUUGUCAACUUGACCUCAGUAAUGGAUACGAAAAGACAGUUGGCACGAGCAGUUUUGGCCGAAAUUCCAGACCAGCUAAUUUCCUACAUGCGAUCCAGGGGCUACAAACCCAAAAAUCUGGGCCGAAAGCAGAGUCAAAUGUCUCGGUUCUCGAAGACCGCCACAAACAGUAGCAAAAUCGAGACGGACAGCUCCAAUAGUUAUAGGCGCUCGGAUUACUGUAAUCUCCAAUCAUCCUCACCUUCUGCUCCGCCCCAUCCUUCCAUUUGA